AUGAGUCAUCAACAUUCAUACCUCUCAUGGACAGAUAAUACACAUAAUCGACUUAAUAUUGAACCGAAUACAAGUGGCAUAUAUAUAGAUAAAUGUUAUAGACAAUUAGAGUAUCUUAUAGCUACAUGUUCAUUAACAAAAAGAUAUUAUAAUCAACUAUAUGAAUGUCAUCCUGAACAACAAUCUUAUUUACAGAAAAGAUUAAAACGAGAUAUUGAUGAUAAAUCUAAACGAUCACCACAUGUAUUACUAUCAUUAAUUAUUGGAGUAUCAUGUUUUUUAGUUGGUUUUAUAAUUGGUACUGUUCUUAGUAUUUUUAUUUCAAUAAAGAGACAACAACGACAAGAACAACAAAACCAACGACAUAAUGGAAAUAAUCAAUUUGAUUCUGAUAUUAAAUCUUUAAGUAUCAACAAUGAAAUUUUGAAGAGAUUAAUAGCUUUUGUCAUAUGUUUGCAGCAAACAACUUUUCUUUGGGAAAUUCCAUAA
Rotaria sp. Silwood2 is the source of this 489-nucleotide messenger RNA. The record is from the annotation of a GenBank genome assembly. NCBI's taxonomy places the organism in Eukaryota, Metazoa, Rotifera, Eurotatoria, Philodinida, Philodinidae.